Drosophila serrata is the source of this 601-nucleotide messenger RNA. It is a transcript of the gene Acp1, whose product is annotated as Adult cuticle protein 1. The record is from RefSeq and is a predicted model, not a curated record. Lineage: Eukaryota; Metazoa; Arthropoda; Insecta; Diptera; Drosophilidae.
AGUUCAACAAGAGCGCCAACCCAAAACCCACCUUCAAGCAUCAUGAAAUUCGCCGUCGCCGUUGUCUUCACCCUGGCCCUGGCCAUGGGCGUGCAGUCCUCCGUGAUCCCUCUGCUGUCGCAGGUGGCCGGACAUGGUCUGUCCUACACCGCCGUCUCUGGACCCGCUGUGGUGGCCUCCCCCUGGGCCGUUCCCGCUGCCCACUGGCCCGCCGCCGUGAAUGUGGCUUCCUGGCCUCCGGCAGCUGUCCAUGCUCCCGCUGCCGUGGCUGUCCAUGCCGCUCACGCUCCCGCCGUGGCUGUCCAUGCCGCUCAUGCUCCCGCCGUGGUUGUGGCUCCGGUUGCCCAUGAGGGCGUCUACACUGCCCAGACCCGCGGAGCCAUCCACACCGCUCCCCUGGCCGGACACAUCCAGUCGGUGGCCUCCAUCAACGCUGCUCCCGCCCCCGGAACUCUGUAAAAAGGAUGCUGGAGAAUCAAAAUCCAUUCCUGAACUGAUCAGACCCUUGCCGCUGCCCUUUGGAAACUGCCAUUGAUGGUGGGAAGCCCCACUCAUUACCUACACCACUGCUUUGUAAAUACAUUGUAUAUAUAGUCCUAUA